Poeciliopsis prolifica (blackstripe livebearer) is the source of this 4461-nucleotide messenger RNA. RefSeq names its product asparaginase and isoaspartyl peptidase 1 (gene asrgl1). The record is from RefSeq and is a predicted model, not a curated record. Lineage: Eukaryota; Metazoa; Chordata; Actinopteri; Cyprinodontiformes; Poeciliidae. Gene Ontology annotation, molecular function: asparaginase activity.
AGGAUGCGCGCUCUCGGCGGUCCUUAGCGCGCAAACACACACACACACACACACACACACACACACACACACACACACACACACACACACAGGAAAUACGUGGUUCCUCAAAGAUGCACUGUGGCUUUACGAGACCACAUGAUGACGAUCAUAUCUUAAAUAACAUAAGUUAGUAUUAUUGUUUCUAAUAUUAAGCAAUAUAUAGGCCUACCUAUUUUAAAAAAAUCAGCUUUUUGCCACGAUUUCAGAUUAAAUUUCUUAAAUAAGCAUUGCUGUUAUUUACUAAGCAAAGGCAAAGAAAAACCGAAAAGCAGCAGAAAAAUACAGUUAAGUCAUAUUCAAUGAAACUGAAUAUUGAAAAAGUUAAUUUAGAUCUUUCAGGAUCAGGAUAAUACAAUAACAAAUUUUGCUGGACGAUUAAUUGUCCCAGAAAUUAUUGCGGUAAACGAUAUUAUUGAUGUUUUGAGACCAUCUUCAAAGAUUAUGCAUGGUGAUGGCAUAAUAAUUCAAGAACAUAUUCUCAAAGAUCAAUAAACUUCAAAUUCUGUUGAAGAUUUGACGCUGGGACUGGAAAACGUUUUAAAUAUCCAAAAUAGCAAAUAGAAAAAUAAACAAAACAAUACAAUACAUUUAACAUUAAAAUAUGACAUCAGACCAGCAGCUAACAUUUUUUAUGCGUAAAUAGGGAUUUACUGUCAUUUGAAAGGACGUCAUUUUCAAGACAUUUUUAAUCUGAUAUAUAAGCCUCUUUGGACUACAUAUUCUACUUUGAACUUAUUUCAAUUUUGUUUAUAUUUUAUUUAUUUAUGAUUUUUAAAACGUUGCAACCAUAAAACUUUGUGUAUGUUAUUUUAAAAAAAAACUUAAUAUCAUACCAACACAAAGUGGUUGCAACGUUUGAUCUGAUUCAUUUAUCUCUCAUCCACUCUGACCAAUUUUCCUGCAUUUGCAGAAGAAGCAUUUUCCCAAAGCAUGAUGCUGCCACUACAUUUUUUUUUACAAUGUGCACCAGGUGAUUCGUUAGACUAUCAUCACACAAAGUGUUUUGCCUCUGAGCUAAAAAAAAUAUAAAAUAAUGAUAAUAAUGAUGAUGAUAAUUUAGUUUUAUUUGACAAAAGACACUUUCCAAUUCCUCAAUGCUUGGCUUAAGCUGCAAUGACAAAUUUCCAUCUGAAUAAACCAUAAAAGAUGAGACUGUCAGAAAGAUAUUUGGCUAUGAUAAGUUGUUUUCGUUUGGAGGAAACAAAAACAAGUUUGUUAAAUGAUAGAAAGUGUUGUAUGUUAUAACUGAUAAAGGUGAUUCAGCAAGCUAACUAAGCAAAGAUAAGAAGUUAUAAACUGUGACAGGGUAGCCUACUUUAGAAAAAUAGUACAUUUAAGUAGAAAUUUUCACCUCAUAGAAAUGUAUAAAUCUAUAAAUUGUAUAAUAUUUUCUUUCUUGUUUCAUAAUCCACUGGAAAAUGAUUCUGGAGAGAGCCUGAGGUUUCCUAUAGGCUAUUACCACAGCUAUAUGACAUUUACAGUAUGUCACUGAGCAAUAUUAUAAUUAUAGCCCAUGAUGGGACUGCUCAGUGGUUAGCAGCGGUCAAGUGAGCGUAAACUAAAACAUGUAGGCAUGCAGAUGCUUCCACAAACAAAGAUCUGGAGGCUGAAUUUAUCAGCAAGAGAUUUUAGAAUCACAUCUGGGGCCAAUACUUUAAAUACUGGCCCCAUUACUUAUAUUGUAAAUUUGAUGAGCUUGCUUUCAAGAGUCUUUGAGCUACUGCUAAAAUUACUGGUCAUAUGAUAGGGCAAUUCUGAAAUCUGCCUAAUUCAGCACCAUGGUCAGCUCACUGUGCAGCCGAGAGGAUCCUCCAAAAUCCAGCUUUCUAACUGCAAUUGUAAGACUAAUGUCAUGAACAUUAAACAAAUAAACAAUAGCCUACUGGGAAAUUUCUAACUUUUUGCACAAGAAUACCUUUUUCUAUUUUACAAACAAAUAUACUUGUACCGACAUUUAAUUCGUUAGCUUUAAUUAAAUUAAGGCAAAUAUUCAGAGAAAACCACAAAGUGAUAGAUUUUCUAAAUAUAGACAUUGAAGAUGCCAAUGAAAGGCCGACCGGAAAUAAUAUAUUUUAAUUUGUUGAUUUGUUCUUGGCAGGUUUGGCUCUGAAGCCAACAUAGAUAUGCUUGGAAAUCGGAUUUUAUUCUAUUUUACGUACAUCCAAACCACAAAAUCUACUCAAGCUUCAGAAAUAUAUCAACAAAACGCUGUUUACCUGUUUCAAUUCAAUGGACUUUCUCAAAAUCACGUCUAUUCUUCACGUCGUUAAGCUAAUUCUGUCAGUUAACAAAAUAAAAGCUGCGUCAGACGCAAAUGGCUUUUAUUUUGAAAAGCUCGUUGUGGAGUUCCGGAUGUGCUGUGCUAGUUGCUAGCUUUCCUUCUGGUCACGCGAAUAUUCUGGGUUCUGCCAUGUUGCCAGUCGUGGUGGUCCAUGGGGGGGCAGGUCACAUCCCCAAAGAGCGCUCAGACCUGUCCACCUCAGGAGUGUGCUCUGCAGCAAGGUCAGCGUAUGCACUCCUGCAGGGAGGGGGCAGCAGUAUGGAUGCUGUGGUGGAGGCUGUUAUGUUACUGGAGAAUAAUCCAUCUUUCAAUGCAGGAUGUGGCUCAGUGCUGAAUGUGAAGGGGGAGGUGGAGAUGGAUGCCCUUGUGAUGGACGGGAAAAUGCUGAGCAGUGGCGCCGUGUCAGCCGUCCGCAACAUAGCUAACCCAAUCCAGCUGGCCAGACUUGUCAUGGACAAGACCAGCCAUGCCUGUCUAACAGCGGAGGGUGCCAAUCAGUUUGCUCGCUCGAUGGGCAUUCCCGAGGUUCCUCAAGAAACCCUCAUCACAGAGUAUUCCCGCAUGCGCUGGAAAAUAAACCUGGUCCCAGAUGCCAACCCUGUGGAGUGCCAAAUGGGGAAGAUGGGGACGGUUGGAGCGGUGGCAGUCGACACAGACGGCAACGUAGCAUGUGCGACUUCCACCGGAGGAAUGCUGAACAAGAUGGAAGGCCGAGUGGGCGACACCCCGUGCAUUGGCAGUGGAGGCUAUGCUGAUAAUAUGUCAGGAGCCGUGUCGACUACGGGCCACGGAGAGGCCAUCAUGAAGGUCACACUGGCGAGACACAUCCUGUUCCACAUGGAGCAAGGCCAGUCAGCUGAGGCUGCCAGUGAUCUUGGUCUGGCCCACAUGAAGUCCAGAGUCGGGGGACUUGGCGGGGUUGUGACCGUGGACCCACAGGGCAAUUGGGCCGCUCGCUUUUCCAGCCGCCAAAUGGCGUGGGCCGCGGUGCAGAAAGAUACGCUACACUACGGUCUGUACACGGGAGAACACUUCACCCAAAUCCUCAAGGACGCUCACUGACACCAGGCCCAGUUUGUGUCAGUAGAGCUAUAAAGUUUAGUCACAAAAACCAAUGAACAGUGCACAUAUCUGAGCCGAUCCAAAGAAAAGCGAGAAAUUUCAAGAAACUCUAAUGACACUGUGAUUCUUUGUAACAAUCAUUUGAAAAGUCAUUGCAGAGAGAAACUAGAGCAAAAUGAUCAAAUUCACAUCGCUGUUCAGUUUUUAAGCUUCUGAGGAAACCCUUCAGGUUUUACUAUAUUUGUUAAUUUUUUACAAACUACUGGCCAGUUUUAUGACCACUGAACACAUAAAAUGAUUUGCACAAAGUGUGUUUUUCUGUCAUUGUUGUACUGAUGAAGUGCUGCUCAUCAUUUGCUGAAUGUUGGUGAAGAAAAAUCAAACCGAAAAGGUAUUUAUGGCAAUGUGAGUGAUAUUUUUAUCUUAAUUUAGAUGAUUAUAGUUUAUCACAACUGAGUUUCUCAAGGUGAAGCAUUAAAAAGAGUCAAGAAAACCAUUUUUGUCAGAUUGCUGGUGGUACAUCUCACCAACAGACAAGUUUUUCUUCUUGGGCUUUUGAUUUACUGCAAGCCACAAUAAUCCAAAUUAAUAGACAUAAACACCUGAAAUAUCUUGCACUGUCUGUAAUUAACCUUUACUAUUGGUAAAUUUCACUUUUUGAACUUAAUCACUCAAAUAAAUUAGUUUUUUGUGAUAUUCUGAUUUAUUGAGAAGCUAUUAUAAGCCAGCAUAUUUUAACUCAAUCUGUUAUGAACACCAUUUAUGUAUUAUUUGGAUGAGUAGUGUUAACCUGUCUGAUCCACUAGGGGGUGAUGUUUCCUCAUGCUGACAAAAUGCAAAACUUGAAAUUUCCUUUUUUUAACUGAACUACUUCCAGGCUUACAUUGUGGAAUUUUAAUUUUUUUAGAUGUUUAUAGAGUACUUUAUAAUAUAUACUUUAAUUGUGCAAUACCAGUCUUAAUGUAUUUUGAAUCAUUUUUAAUGAUAAUUGUUAUGAUCUGUUUGAUUUGAUAAAGAAUGCCGCAUUCAUAUGUUGAUUAAUUCCUUGUGUUCAAUAAAAACAAUGGAGCUCAUGA